GAUCACUGACCCAAGCUAACUAGUAACUUAUUGGUUAGCUCAGCUGUAAAUGUCAGCGUGCGCUUGUCAGCAUCAGUGAGGUGAUGAGUUUAGCUCUCCCUUCAGUGAAGCUCGAAUUUAUUGUGUAAAUGGCUUCAGAAUACAACCCAUGAGGUUUUAGUCUCUUUAUCAGGCACUGAACCGGCACAGCUUGUUCUGGCAGUUUUCAACAAGUGUUUCUCCGAUCGAUUCGACACGCGGACGUCAAACUUUGGCCUGCUUGUCCUUAUCAAAGUGUUAGCUGAGCCCUGUGGUAUCCGGGUUGUCCAGGAUGGCGUGCCCGACACACUUCCUCUGCAAGGCGCUGCGCACUGUGGGUCUGGUGCUUUUCUACUAUGCGUUUUCUAUUGGCAUAACCUUCUACAACAAAUGGCUCAUGAAGGACUUCCACUUUCCUCUUUUUAUGACCCUGGUCCAUCUCACUAUAAUAUUCUGUUUAUCCACACUGACACGCUCUGCUAUGCAGUGCUGGACAGGAAAGCCUCGAGUUACUCUUCCCUGGAAGGUCUACCUUUCUAAAGUAGCCCCUACAGCCCUGGCGACAACGUUGGAUAUUGGACUGUCCAACUGGAGUUUCCUUUUCAUCACUAUUAGUUUGUACACCAUGACCAAGUCUUCAGCUGUUCUUUUCAUUCUGUUUUUCUCCUUGCUAUUCAAACUGGAGGAGCCGAAUCCAUUCCUGAUCCUGGUGGUUGUCCUGAUUUCCAGUGGUCUCUUCAUGUUCACUCUCAAGUCCACUCAGUUUAAUCUGGAGGGUUUCAUCAUGGUCCUGUUAGCCUCUUUUAUCGGAGGAAUCCGCUGGACUCUCACUCAGUUGCUCAUGCAGAAAGCAGAGCUUGGUCUUCAGAACCCCAUAGACACCAUGUACCAUCUGCAGCCCCUCAUGUUCCUUGGCCUAUUUCCCUUGUUUCUUCUUAAUGAGGGACUGAGUGUGAGCACCACAGAGAAGCUGUUCAGGGUCAGUGAGCUCUCUCACCUGCUGUACUCUUUAGUCACUCUGUCUGUGGGUGGCAUGCUGGCGUUCGGGCUCGGCUUCUCUGAGUUCCUGCUGGUGUCACGCACGUCCAGUCUUACACUGUCCAUUGCAGGCAUUUUUAAGGAGGUGUGCACUCUGCUGCUGGCAGUGGAGUUCUUGGGGGAUAAAAUGAGCACAGUCAACUGGCUUGGUUUUGCUGUGUGCCUGUCUGGGAUAUCACUUCAUAUUGGCCUAAAAACAUACCGUAACAAAGUAGGAAAUGGCCCCAUGGUAAGAAACCUACAAGUCAGGGAGAACCCACACCUUGAGCUUCCACUUCUGCAGGCAAAAGAUGACUACUGUGAAGACACAAAUGACGAAGAGGAGCAUGAGAUUCUCUAUUAGUCUGAGGAAGAAAUGAGUGUCCUGAAUGGGCUCAUGGAAUAGUCUUCUUUAAAGACUCAUAUCAGUGCUCCCAUUGAACACAGGUACUGAACAAGCUCCAGAAUAUAUGAGAAUGAACUCAAAAAGAUAUUGAAGAGCUAAUGUUUUUUAUAGUUCGUCUCUGUGUUAAUGAGAGAACAGAGAAAUGCUCUUGGGAAAAGAGAACUCUAAAAGAAAGUGAGUUCAUCCUAACAUCGUCAUCCAUAUCCAGGAGUUCAUCCAUAUAAUGAAAAUGGAUGGGGAAACGACCUGCUAAGGUAUUAAAAAAGGACCAUAUAUGUAGACCGACUGACUUGUGCACAAUAUUAAAGGUAUUUUGAUGCCAUAUGAUAGACAAGGAAUUCUGUCAUAAAGCUUUUAGGACAAAGAGAGAAUUGACAUGUAUGUAAAAAAAAAUGCCUUCAACCAUGCUUAUGGCGUCGGUUGCAUCACAGGACGAGUCUUAAGUGGCCUUACGAUUCAAGCUUUUGCUAAUAAAAUUUCAGGUCAGUUAUCAGUCGCUCACAAUAAUUUGUUUUCUAAUUAUGACGUAGAGAUAAUGAGUAAAUUACUUUGUUUUUAAUAAAAAGAAGAAACUCUCCUGUGGAUUCUUUUAAUUUUGCAAGUCAAUUUUAUGAAUUACAACUACAAGUAUUUCAUAUGUAUUUAAUUUUCAGAAUUCAGCCAAUGUUAUCAACUCUUUAUUAAAAGAGGGAAGCAUCUACUUCAGCAAAGCAGAGUAGAUUAUGCAGCCUCCAGUAAUUAGAUUUGUUUGGAGUAUUGGUGCAGGUGGAGGGAAGCCUGUAUAAUUCUUGCUUUGAUUGAGUUCAUUGAGUUGGUUUAGUGGAUUAAUCUAAAGUCAGAGGGCUUCAGUUUCCAAGAUCAAGAGUGAGCACAUGGCUCUGAAUUCACUUAAACGGAAAAUGCCCUUCAGUUUGUACACUUUCUUCAUCGAGAUCAUAGUGUAUAGUGAACUUUUAUGACACUUUUGCUGCUGAUUUUUAGUCAUUUUUGGCUGAAAAUUAUGAUUUUAUUAAACAGAUUUUAAAAGAA
Molecule: messenger RNA, 2470 nt
Organism: Danio rerio (zebrafish)
Lineage: Eukaryota; Metazoa; Chordata; Actinopteri; Cypriniformes; Danionidae
Source: RefSeq, a predicted model, not a curated record